AAAAAAACACAAUACCAAUUUUAGAGAUAUGCAGAGAGAUCCGUCUCACGCUUCGAUUCCAAAUAAGCCACCUCUCCUUUCUCCGAUCUGAUCCUACCAUCCGCCUUCGUUAUUUUCUUUUAAUUUUCUUAUUCAUUUUACUUUUUGGAAUUCUUUUGGUUUUAAUAAUUUCAAAAUUUUCAAAUUCAUCUUAACGUUACCAAUUCUUUUUUUCUCUUUCGCCUUUUUAUUGAAUCUCGUGUCUAUCGAUCUGCUUCGAAUCUCUAUUCUUGGGGUAGGAGGAUUUUGUUCGUGGAAUCUUUGUGGGUGAACUAGGGAAUUCAAUAAUAUCAGUGUUCAUUGUUUGUCGGUUGUCAUUUCUUUCGUGACUUAAUGGGUGAGAAUUUAGAGUUAGAAUUUGAUUGACGAAAUUUUGACGGGGUUUUUGCCGAUAUGGCGUCGGCUCAGGUCUUGCCUAGUUCGCGGAAACAAGAGCAUUUAGAAGCCGGGAAGCGUCGGAUUGUUCUAACUGAAGUUCUGGUAGACUCAAUCCAUAUUUAAAAAAGCUUGCUUUUCGAUUUUAGGCAUAUAUAUUCACUGAUUUAGGGCAUCUAUUUCAAAUUAUUCACUGGAAUUGAGGGAAUAUUUUGGCAUUUUAAGAUAUGAUCUGUAGUAUUUACAUUGUUUAGCAAUGUUUUGGGCGAUCUUAGCUGGAACUGAGGGUAUAUGACAUUAACUUGUUUUCUAGAUUACACCUUUGGAAAGUUUCACUGCCUUUAUACCUUCAAUAGUUCUAUGUAAUUGUGUCAGGUGACGCAGAGAGAGGGAAUAGGUCAAUGCUUCAAUUUUUAUCGUUAAACUAGAGUUGAGAACUUAUUUAUGUCAUUAUAUUUGAAUGGAGAGCAAUACUAACGUUUCUAUACAAGAUAGAGAGAAUGUAGAAGUUCCUUUGGGGUUUGGAGGCGCUAUACUAAAGCAAUAAUACUUGUCUGAAACUUAAGAACAAUGAUUUCAAAUGAAGAGUGUAUCUCAGUUGUGUAACCGAUAGAGAUGGAGUUUAAAGUUGCUGUUAUGGUUUUAUUCCCAAAUGAUGUGUCUUAAUGCCAUUCCUAAUUUGUGUUAGGUUGUACUAGCUCUUGUUUUCUGUAACUCUUCUUUUGUUUGGUUCAGUGAUGCUUUUAUGUGGGUGAUGGUUCAGUGGUAGGGCCCAAAAACAAAUAAGAUAUCCCAUUCUAGAAUUGUAUUCUUCUUUUCUCUGGACGCUGCACGGCUGCACCUUUUUACUUAUUCUGAUAAGUUAAUAUCCUCCUAAAUGGUACUAGUGGUUGAUUGGAUUUUCUGUAAUUACAACACUGGAUUUAUGCCCAGAAAUAAAGGUUCAGUUGCAUAUUUUUUCAUAAAUGGAAAUUUGAAAACAAGCAGGUAAUUCUUUGGACUGUACGUACCAUGGGCUGUUACAUUUCUUACCUCCUUUCAUCUGCAGCUUGAGGAAUUUCGUAAGAAAAAGGCAGCUGACAGAGCCAAGAAGGCAGCAUCUACCUCCCAGCCUCAUGCUUCAGAUGUUAACUUAAAUGAUAAACAUCUAUUAGAAACUGAAGAUGGUCGAGUCACUGACUUUGAUGGAGCUGAAGCAUUCAAAAAGUCAAGAAAAUGAGAAAUAUGGUGCUUCCUGGAAUGGUGGUCCGUUUAAUGAUAGAUUUCAAACACAACAUUUGAGUAAGGACUUUCAAGAUACCAAGUCAAAAGAAGAUGAUGGCUCUUUGAAGGCUUCUGCAGUUGUAAAUCUGUUUCCUUCUGAAGAUUUUGUUACUAAAAUAUCUCCACAGAAUUCACUGCAAAGUAAGGCCAGUGACAGAAGCUUUCUAGACUCUACUCAAUCUACCUUGGGAAUAACAGGAUCUGCCCUUGAAGUUGGGCAGAGCUUACAAGGCAAUGCAGAAUUUAGGGAACCUAUGAGUUCUAAACCUGGAGAAAGAACAUUUAGCAAUUACUCUAGUGGUUUUCCAAGUGUGCCUGGUCCAUCCGCUUGGACAUUUGGAUCUUCAGAGUUCAGUUUUGAUGCCAAAAGUUCCACAAGUCACAUGCCACUGCAGUCAGUCACAAAUGAUACUAGUUCUAGGAAAUCUCGUCCGUCUUUCCUUGAUUCUCUUAAUGUAUCCAAAGCUUCUUUUGGGUCUCUUUUUCAACAUAAUCAACCUACAAAAGAUGCAUUUCCCUCCCAUAGCUCGCAGUUUAAUAGCAUGAAUGCUAUUCGAUCAUCACCUUUAGAUAAACCAUCAAUGGAGAGUGAAACUAUGGGAACUUUCUCCAAACAAAGGUCCCCUGUUUUUCCUAGUGCCAGUGAGUUUCCUGGUCAUUUUGCAGUUCCUGCUAAAAGUAAUGGUGACCUCCUAAGGCUGAAUGAGAAUAUCUCAGAGAAGAAGCAUGAGUUCUACUUAGCCAAACAAAAUGAGGAUUUUGCUGCUUUGGAGCAGCAUAUUGAAGAUUUGACCCAGGAAAAGUUCUCUCUGCAACGAGCUCUUGAGGCCUCACGUACGUUAGCAGAAUCUUUAGCUGCUGAAAAUUCAUCCUUGACUGAUAGCUAUAAUCAACAGAGAAGUGUUGUCAAUCAGCUAAAAUAUGACAUGGAGAAGUUACAGGAAGAAAUCAAGGCCCAACUGGCGGAGCUCGAGUCUUUGAAAAUGGAAUAUACAAAUGCACGACUGGAAUGUAAUGCAGCCGAUGAACGUGCCAAAAUAUUGGCUUCUGAAGUCAUUAGUUUAGAAGAGAAGGCACUUAGAUUAAGGUCAAAUGAGCUGAAGUUAGAGAGGCAUUUGGAGAACUCAGAGGCUGAAAUUUCUUUUUUCAAAAAGAAAAUGUCAAGCAUAGAGAAAGAGCAUCAGGAUUUUCAAUCAACUAUUGAAGCUCUUCAAGAAGAGAAGAGGGUGCUUCAGUCUAAGCUACGAAAAGCCUCCGUCACUGGGAAGCCUUUUGAUGUUACUAAGAAUCCUGCUAGUAAGGACAUGUCGACUUCAACAGAGGAUCUAAUAAGCAUAGAUGCUGCUACUGAUGAUAGGGAGAAUAUCAGUAACGAUGCCUCUAGUUUGAGCUUGCUGCCUGAAGAUGGACAAUUUGAAGCUGCUUCUGUUUAUAUUCCUCCUGAUCAAAUGAGAAUGAUUCAGAACAUUAAUUGUCUAAUUUCCGAGUUAACAUUAGAGAAAGAAGAACUAGCACAAGCUUUCUCAUCUGAGUUAUCUCAAAGUUUGAGGCUGAAGGAGUUGAACAACGAGUUGUCUAGGAAACUUGAAGCUCAAACUCAAAGAUUAGAGCUUUUGUCAGCUCAAAGCAUGGCAGGCGAGCACAUCCCAGUUAGACAAUAUGAGUCUAAAAUGAUGCAUGAUAACACCCCAUAUGCCGAUGAGGGUGAUGAGGUGGUGGAAAGGGUCUUAGGAUGGAUUAUGAAGCUCUUUCCAGGUGGGCCAUCAAGACGGAGAACCAACAUGCGGCUUUCCUACUGAAACUAGAUACCUUGGCAAGAGAGGUUCAUAUUUUCGUAUCCUUUUCUUUUUUGGGUUUGCCAUAACUCCUUUUGGUGAUGUGAGGGAGGUCGUGAUUUGUAUAUUUUUGAGUCAGCUAUACAAACACAUUCUUUUUGAUAGAAGUUAAAAUGAGUUUUAUGAUGAUGGUGUUGCCAUAGAUUUGCUAAAUCUAACGUGUAUUAUUUUGAGAUAAGGCAAUAAAGAAAACCCGCCCUUGUUGCAGUGAAUGUUGUAAUGAGCUAUAAUUGACAAAUGGUAUUAGGGAAAGAAGCCUAUAAGUUUGUACUGUCAAUUUAUUGUGUUUGUAAUGAACAAAUUUCAGUUCUUAAAGAAUUAGAAAUUUAUGCUUCUUUAAA
Gossypium raimondii (Peruvian cotton) is the source of this 3853-nucleotide messenger RNA. RefSeq names its product protein BLISTER. The record is from RefSeq and is a predicted model, not a curated record. The transcript has 14 exons. Bases 1578 to 3476 code for a protein of 632 amino acids. NCBI's taxonomy places the organism in Eukaryota, Viridiplantae, Streptophyta, Magnoliopsida, Malvales, Malvaceae. Gene Ontology annotation, biological process: regulation of growth.